Penicillium paradoxum is the source of this 2211-nucleotide messenger RNA. RefSeq lists its product as uncharacterized. Lineage: Eukaryota; Fungi; Ascomycota; Eurotiomycetes; Eurotiales; Aspergillaceae. The record is from RefSeq and is a predicted model, not a curated record. Gene Ontology annotation, biological process: fatty acid beta-oxidation using acyl-CoA oxidase; lipid homeostasis. Gene Ontology annotation, molecular function: acyl-CoA oxidase activity; FAD binding; fatty acid binding. The transcript has 3 exons. Bases 1 to 2211 code for a protein of 736 amino acids. Gene Ontology annotation, cellular component: peroxisome.
AUGUCUGACCAAAGCACUGAUUGGGUUGAUCACCUAAAGCCCGCCGCCCCAGAUGGCGCGACAACGAUAGCAACAGAGCGCGACCGAUCCAACAUCAACAUUAUUUCCCUAGCUCAACAUUUACUGGGAGAUGAGUUCCUCGCCCGCCAGGAUCGAAUCUUGUCCCAAAUCAAGCCAGACCCUUUAUUCUCGAAGGAUAGACAGGCGAACCUCGGUCGCCCAGAACGAUAUAUGCUUGGUUUGGCGCGUGCAAAACGCUUGCGACAGAUGGCCGACAAAUACAACUGGUCCGAUGAAGAUCAUGAAGCGGCAAAGUAUCUCGUUGACGACAUCUCUCCCUACCAAUUGCACCAAACAAUGUUCCGUCAAACCCUUAUUGAGCAAACCAACCCAGAGCAGCGGAAGUAUUGGCUCGAUCUUCACAAAUCAUGGACGAUUAUCGGGGCAUAUGCGCAGACUGAGCUCGGCCAUGGAAGCAAUGUUAGUGGUAUUGAAUUGACUGCUCGCUGGGAUCCCAAGACCAAAGAAUUCGUUCUCCACUCUCCCACUCUUACAGCCAGCAAGUGGUGGAAUGGCUCGCUGGGUAGAACUGCAACACACUCGAUUGUUGCGGCGCAGCUACUUCUACCAGACGCCGUUGAUAGCGAAGGCAAGACUGUCUACAAGAACUAUGGUGUUCACAUGUUUGUAACGCGUGUUCGGGAUGCCGAAACCCACAAACCGCUGCCCGGAAUUGUAAUUGGGGAUAUCGGGCCGAAGUAUGGUUAUGCCUCUAUGGAUAAUGCAUAUAUGCUUUUCAACAACUUCCGGUUUGUCUCUCCAGCCUCCAUUUGGUGUCACCAGAUCGAUGAUCAAAAAUGGAAGUCUCUAACAUUGACAAGUAUCCCGCACAAUGCUAUGCUCAGUCGCUACAGUCAGGUGGACCCAAAAACAGGGGAAUACCACAAGCCUGAGAACCCGGCAGUGGUUUACGGCUCUAUGACUCAUGUGAGUGCUACCAUGCAUCUGUGCAUGUCCAGUUCAAGUUUGCUUACCAUAGCUCAGGCUCGAAAGCGCAUCACUAUGGCAGCACGACUCGCAUUAGCACGAGCCGUGACUGUUGCCGUUCGAUACUGUUCGAUCCGACGACAGUUCCGUGACAAGGAGACUACAUCUCCCGGGGCCCUCGAAACAGCAGUCUUGGAUUACCCAACCGUCCAAAUCCGGCUUCUUCCUCUCCUUGCUACCACAUACGCUCUUCAUUACACCGGCGAACGCAUGGGACAAAUUUAUGAAGCCACACGAUCGAAUAUUGAUGGAGGCGACCUGUCUUCUCUCAUCGACCUUCACAGUCUUUCUUCUGGUCUGAAGAGCCUAGCAAGCGAGUUGGCUGCGAAUGGUAUUGAGACCUGCCGCCGAUCGAUGGGUGGCCACGGAUAUGGUGGAGGAACUGGCCUUGUGCAGCUGAAUGCGGACUAUCUGUCAAAGCCUACUGUUGAGGGUGAUAACUGGAUGAUCACCCAGCAGAUGGCUCGCUACCUGAUCAAGAAGGUGUCAGUGGUUUCUGCUUCAUCCGCCACCUUUGUGCCAUCCAAUCGAACCGAGAGUGUUUUGCUGGAUUUCCACAAGUCUAAGGCUACAGGCUUCAGUCCGUUGAAUCUAUUUGGCGAUGAUCGGGAUUUGGUUCUCGCUUUCGAGAGACGCGCAGCCUUCCUCAGUUUCGAGGCGCACAACUGCCACCAAAUCCAGAAGCGGAGUUGGAAGUCUCUAUUGAUUCAGAUGCACCAGCUAAGCCAUGCUCAAUCCGAGCUUGUUUUGGUCUACAAUUUUUUCGACAGCCUUACCGCUGAUACAACCUUGCCAUCCGAGACUCGGGAUGUCCUUUGGCUUAACUUCCGCCUAUUCGCCCUAUACACCAUGGGCAAGUCUACUCGGGACUUCGCUCGGGCUGGUGCAGUCUUGGAUACUGAUCUCGACGCGAUCCCCGAUACAAUCGUUAACCUUAUGCAACAAAUCCGACCUCACGCGGUCCGUCUUGUUGAUGCAUGGUCUAUUCCGGAUUAUUUACUUGAUAGUGCCUUGGGUCGCUCGGAUGGCAAGGUGUAUGAAGAUCUGUUCAAUCGAGCCCAUCGUCUGAAUCCCUUGAACGAGCUUACAUUCAACUAUGAUUACCGCUCUGAUGAAAUUGUCAAAGGGUCGAAUGAUGGUGGCAUGAUUUUGUCAAAGUUGUGA